GACAAUUUUCGUGAAGCAAAAAACACCAACAUGUUAGGACUCAUUGUUUCGUUAUCUUCAAUAGCUUUCAUGUUCAUUCUCGUACUUGUCAUCUUCUUUUGCCGAAAGAUGGCAGCGAGAGAUGACCAGCUGGGCGACAUAGAAAGCAAAGAGAAGAAAUAUGAUGAGUCAGAAAUGGAGGAUAUCUUCACUUUCAUCGGCGGGGAAGACCUCACCGUUUGCGACAUUCUGGAUGCUCCCGGUGAAGUGAUCGGCAAGUCCAGCUAUGGGACCUUAUAUAAGGCCUUGUUCCAGAGGAGCAGCUCGGUCAGAUUGCUUCGGUUCUUGAGGCCGGUGUGUGCCUUGAGAGCUGAAGAGUUCUUCGAUGUGGUUCGGCUGUUGGGGUGCAUUAGACAUCCCAAUAUGGUGCCUCUGUUAGGAUUUUAUGCUGGACCUAGAGGAGAGAAGCUUCUUGUUCAUCCUUUUUAUUGGCAGGGCAAUUUGGCUCAGUUAAUCAAAGAUGGUAAUAUGGAGUCCCAUAGAUGGUCAGUAAUUUACAAGAUUUCCAUUGGCAUGGUGAGAGGAUUAGAUCACCUACAUACAGGGUUGCAAAAGCCAAUAAUCCAUGGAAAUCUUAAGUCUAAGAACGUGCUUUUGGAUCGAAAUUACCAGCCGUAUCUCUCCAAUUUCGGUAUAUACUUACUCUUGAAUCCUACUUCUGGUCAAGAAGUACUUGAAGCUUCAGCAGCCGAUGGCCAUAAAGCUCCUGAGCUCAUCAAAAUGAGGGGUGCAAGUCCCGAGACUGAUAUAUAUAGUCUCAGGGUGAUCUUUCUCGAACAACUUUCGGGGAAGGAACUGAUGAACGAAAAGCCUACCCCGGAUGAGGAUUUUUAUCUGCCGAACUUCAUGCAGAACGCUGUUCUUGGUCAUAGAAUCAGCGAUCUGUACCAUCCGGACCUACUUAUGAGUAACAAUUAUGAUCAGGGAAAUCAAGUUACUGAAGAAUCUAUUUUUAAGUUCUUUCAGCUUGCCAUGGCUUGUUGUUCUCAUUCUCCUUGUCUUAGACCGAAUAUCAGACAAGUGCUGGCGAAGCUCGAAGAAAUCGGCUAG
Molecule: messenger RNA, 1089 nt
Organism: Hibiscus syriacus
Lineage: Eukaryota; Viridiplantae; Streptophyta; Magnoliopsida; Malvales; Malvaceae
Product: putative kinase-like protein TMKL1
Exons: 2
Coding region: 31-1089 (352 amino acids)
Biological process (GO): protein phosphorylation
Molecular function (GO): protein kinase activity; ATP binding
Source: RefSeq, a predicted model, not a curated record